AUGGCGGACCUCUACCCGACCAUACCGCAAUGUGCGGUGGUUGCGACGGCUUUGAAAGUCCUUCUCUGGCCUGCAUAUAAAUCGACCGACUUCGAAGUACAUCGCAACUGGCUUGCGAUCACAAACUCUCUGCCUUUCAACGAGUGGUACUAUGAGAAGACAUCAGAAUGGACCCUCGACUACCCUCCUUUCUUCGCGUACUUCGAAUGGGCCAUGUCUCAGGUCGCCAACGUUUUUCACCCCGAUAUGCUCCAAGUCAAGAGCCUCAAUUACGAUAGUUGGCAGACUAUCUACUUUCAAAGAGCGACUGUGAUCGUGACCGAGUUUGUGCUGAUGUCUGCGUUGAUGCUCUUCAUCAAGGCAUCGCCAGCGAACUCCAAGAGACAAUCGCACGCAGCUGCACUCUCGAUCUUGCUAUCUCCUGGUCUGCUCAUCAUCGACCACAUCCACUUCCAGUACAAUGGCUUUCUCUACGGAGUCCUCAUCCUGUCCAUCGUUCUGGCAAGAUAUCAGAAAGACUGGCUUCUCGCGAGCGGCGUGAUCUUCGCGGCUCUACUAUGCUUGAAGCAUAUCUACCUUUACUUGGCUCCUGCUUACUUCGUCUACCUGCUUCGGGCCUACUGCCUUGGGCCGCGAUCCAUCUUCGACAUCAAGCUCUUCAACUGCAUCAAGCUCGGCACCGGCAUUGUUGCAAUCGUUGGAUUGGCGUUUGGUCCCUUUGCGUAUCUCGAGCAGAUCCCACAAGUCUUCAGCAGACUAUUCCCGUUUUCGCGAGGACUUUGCCACGCGUACUGGGCACCGAAUGUCUGGGCCAUGUACUCUUUUACAGACAGAGUGCUGAUCUACCUGGCACCGUACCUGAAGUUGCCAAUUGAUAGAGAGGCUGUGAACAGCGUGACUCGUGGCUUGGUUGGCGACACCUCUUUCGCUGUGUUGCCCAACAUUCCACCUCGGAUGACGUUUAUCCUGACCUUAGCUGCGCAGAUUCCUGCACUCAUCAAGCUGUUCCUACAGCCCACUUGGGACAACUUCGUGGCGACAAUUACGCUCUGUGGUUAUGCGUCAUUCCUCUUCGGCUGGCACGUCCAUGAGAAAGCUAUCAUCCUCGUCAUCAUCCCAUUCAGUCUUCUGGCGCUGAAAGACCGGCGAUACUUGGGAGCUUUCAGGCCUCUAGCAGUCGCGGGUCACGUGAGCUUGUUCCCACUGCUCUUCACUGCAAUGGAGUUCCCCGUCAAGGUUGUCUACACUAUCGUAUGGUUGAUCGCGUUCUUGCUGGCAUUCGAUCAACUGGCACCUGCGUCUGAGAAACCACGUGUGUUCUUGUUCGACCGCUUCUCCUUGCUGUACAUCGCAGUGGCGAUACCUCUCAUCGCGUAUUGCUCGCUGUUCCAUCAGCUCAUAUUUGGGGCGAGGUUUGAAUUCUUGCCUUUAAUGUUCAUCAGCUCGUACUCGGCUGUGGGCGUGGUGGGCAGUUGGCUGGGCUUUUUGGUUGUGUUCUUCACUUCAUAG
This is a messenger RNA of Zasmidium cellare ATCC 36951, 1509 nucleotides long. Its product is annotated as glycosyltransferase family 57 protein. Gene Ontology annotation, biological process: protein N-linked glycosylation. NCBI's taxonomy places the organism in Eukaryota, Fungi, Ascomycota, Dothideomycetes, Mycosphaerellales, Mycosphaerellaceae. Gene Ontology annotation, molecular function: dolichyl pyrophosphate Glc1Man9GlcNAc2 alpha-1,3-glucosyltransferase activity. The transcript has 6 exons. The coding region runs from base 1 to 1509 and encodes 502 amino acids. The record is from RefSeq and is a predicted model, not a curated record. Gene Ontology annotation, cellular component: endoplasmic reticulum membrane.